GAGAUUGAGGAGGGGGCAGUCAGUGUGCCUGCGAGUUAUUUUGGGAAGGAUUUAGUAAGAUGUUCUACUGGACCCAGUCUGUGUCUCUGAUUUUAGCUUAGCUCGACUGGGAGGCUCUCAUGGAGAUCAACAGGAAAGAGGAUAAAGCAGAGGAUGACAGCCCUGAGGGGGAGAUGACAAAGGAGGAUGUUUCAGAGCCUGUGGAAGGGGACACGGUCCUGGGCAACCACACGAGACUUUCUUCCCAUCAGCGGUCAGUUAUCCACCAGGUGGCCUCUGCACCCAUGCCCAAUGACUGUGAGUUCUCCUUCUUUGACCCCAGUGAGCCGCAGUGCAGGGAGGUUCUUCUGGAUCCUAACACCACCAUACCAGAGCUGUUUGCUGUCCUCAGGCAGUGGGUUCCCCAGGUGCAGAGAAACAUCAGCCUUAUUGGCAACGAGAUCCUAAAGAGAGGCUGUGGUGUGAAUGAUCGAGAUGGUCUGACAGAUAUGAGCCUCCUUCACUAUUGCUGCAAGGCUGGUGCCCCGGGCAUUGGAGAUGCAGAGACAGCAGCCAGCUUUGCACGCCAGCUCCUCGCCUUGGGUGCUGAUCCCAACCUUCGCUCGCGCUGGACUAACAUGAGGGCCCUGCACUACGCUGCCUACUUUGACGUGCCCCAGCUUAUCUGUGUGGUGCUGCAGGCCUCACAACCUGGAGAUGUUGACGCCACCUGCAGUGACUUUGAUUUUGGCACAGCCCUGCACAUCGCUGCAUCCAACCUGUGCACAUCAGCCGUCAAAUGUCUCUUGGAGCUGGGAGCCAAUCCUGCAUUCAGAAAUGAAAGAGGACAGUGUCCAGCAGACGUUGUGCCUGACCCCCUCGACAUGCCCUUGGAUAUGGCAGAUGCAGCUGCCAUAGCCAAAGAUCUCCGGGCUUUGCUGAGACAGGCUUUACCCAGACCCAGCUCCCCCCUGCCCUUCACACUGCAGCCCCAGUCCGUCCCUGCUCUCUCUGAUAAGGCCAGGACGCAGCUCGCCUCCAUGGGAAUCCGGCUGGGGGACCGCGUGGUGAUAGCUGGACAGAAGGUGGGAACCCUGCGGUUUUGUGGCAGCACUGAGUUUUCGGGAGGCCUCUGGGCCGGAGUGGAACUGGACAAACCAGAGGGAAAGAACGACGGCUCGGUAGCGGGGGUUCAGUACUUCACCUGUCGAAUCAAAUGUGGUAUUUUUGCUCCGCUGUCCAAGAUAAGCAAACCUUUGGAAAGGCAUAAAACCAACACAACAAAGACAUCGACACCCAUUCGCCCCCCUCGUCGUAUUGACCUCUCUCGCAUUACCUCCAGGAUAAACACAGGUUUGAUUCCCUCUGUUAAAAAAACACCUGAUUAUCAAAAAAGUCCACCUGGUCCCCAUUACCACUCAGAGGGAGACGACUCGGUCAUAAAGACAGGUGUCCUCUCCCGCUCUCUUUCCUCUUCGUCCUCCUCACUGGACUCUCGGCCAGGUGCCCGACCUCGUCCACUGCCGAGGCAGCGCCUGCCUCCCAGGCAGCGAAGGGAGCGUCUUUCCAUGAGUCCCAGGACGACGCCCUCACCAGCCCUCCGCUCUUUCUCUGGCACUACAACACUUAAUACUGCAGGUCUUCGAAGUCGGACCCCCUCAGGUAGUAGCUCAUUGUGUGAGGGCUCUGAUGUUCGCCUGGGGGAGAGGGUGCUGGUGGUGGGCCAGAGAACCGGUGUAGUCCAGUUCUAUGGAAAGACCAGCUUUGCUCCAGGGCUCUGGUUAGGCAUUGAACUGGACAAGCCAAGUGGUAAGAAUGAUGGAUCGGUGGGAGGAGUGAGGUACUUCAGCUGCCCACCAAAACAUGGAGUCUUUGCUCCUCCGUCUCGUGUUCAGAGGAUCCAUGGAUCGGUUGAUUGCCUUUCAGAGCUGACGUCCUCACGUCUAAGUCAUCCUUUCAGUGGGACAAUUCGCCGCAGUUUCAGCACAUCAUCUGCCAUCGCCACUCCAAAGGAGACAAGCAGAAGAAGCCCCGUUACAAGGAGUCGUUCCAAUCCUCACCGUCGGCGCUGGAGCACCCUCAGCAGCAUCCCUGGAAGCACAGCGCGGUCCAGUCCCACGCCCAGCUCUGACGGACAGGUCAGCCUUCACGUGGGAAUGCAGGUCCUGCUGAACAGCGCCAACGAGAUGGCGUUCAUCCGCUACCUGGGCACCGCAGACUUUGCCCCGGGCCUUUGGCUCGGUCUGGAGCUCCGGAGCCCCAAGGGCAAGAAUGAUGGCUCUGUGGGUGGCCGCCGCUACUUCACCUGCCGCCCCGGCCACGGCGUGCUGGUCCGUCCCAGCCGUGUCACCUACCGCGGUAUUAAUGGGUCAUGCUUGGUGAAGGAAAACAGCUGAUAUCUAAAGCAAACGGAGGGUGUGGGUGAGUUUUGACCAUCUGUUUAUGAUCCGUUGACAGUUGAAAGCUGGAUUCUCCAUCUUUUUCCAUCAUCUAUCAAUAAUUUUCUAAUUUGUAUGCUCUGUACUGUUCAGAGGUGUUGUGAGUUAUAAGAGUCAAACCAAUUACUAUUAGUUUUUGAAAAGUGUAGGUGACAAAGCACUUUAUGAAGUUAACUUUAAAUUAAUAAGAUUAGUUUUUGCGAGUCCAGUCUUAAUAAGACAUAAAACACUGCACUACUUUUAAUCUGAUUGCACUGGCAAACAUUGAUUUGAGAGAUUAGAAUACGAUAACAUGGAUGGUAUGGAUGUGCACACGUUAAGAACUAUUUCUAUACCCAAAGUUCAUUUUAACUUAGAUUUUUAUCUUAUAAUUUAGGUGAUAAUGUAGUCUGUUGUCUAACCAAAAGUGUUGAUGUGUGUGGGUACGGCAGCAUGUGUUUAUCAAUUAAGAGCCCUUUGAAACAAGAGAGUUGAUUGAUUUUUUUUUACCAGGGUUGUCAAAUGACUUUCGGGAUAAUUGACAGAUGCUGAAUCCAACCUGAAUUUCAGUUUUAUAAAUGAAUGUGGAUUAAACAGAAUUUAAUUAAGCUCAGACCUCCAUCAGCCUCCAUCAAAGUCCAACGGCAGCAACAGAAGUUGUCUCCUCCUGCGUACAUCAGUCUCUGCCACACACUGUCUAUUAGCCUGAUGCAGAUAAAUGAUGGUUACAUUGCGCUAGGACGUAGCAAAAACUUCCUAUUACCAGUGACAGUGAUUCCCUUAUGUUUAUCAACAGACUGAAAACAUUGUUGGGUCGGGGCUGCUCAGAUGACACACUAUCAGUACCAGGGUUUCUGUCUGAUCAGAAAAAAUAACCUGAUUAGUCCUUAAUAACUGAUUUUUGCGAAGAGUGGUGUCAGCUUUACUGUGAUAAAUGUCACAAUGUGAAAAUUUCCAUCUUCAUUAUAAUCUUGGACACGCUCAUCAGGAUUCUGUACAUUGCACGGUCACUACCAUUUUGAACUGUGUAAUCUCCAAAUGCCGGUUAAUAAAAGCGAUAUUUGAGUGAGUGCAUUUAAAAGAUCUCUUGUAUGUUCCCAGCUUGGGUGUUGGAUCUGCUUUUCAGUAAUGCAUAGUGUUACAUUUGUUGAGGAGAUAAUUGCAUUUGGUGCUUAAUUGAGUGUGGCUUGACACAGGAAAUAUGCAAUCAUCCAGAAGUUUCAAGGACUGGAGUUUCCUAUCUGAUUAGAGCCGUCUGAGCAGCUCGUUAGAGAACAAGCCAUUGAUUGUGCAUGUGGAAAACAGGCCUGCUAUUCAGUAAAACACUCAUGUACUACCAUCCAAUUAGAGCAUGUAGGCCACAACUGUAACUGUAGAGUCCCCAGGGGCCUUUUCUCAUUGAUCUGCCUGACGCUGUGAUUGAAAAGCAGUGAAGGUUUUCAUCAUAUUUUCUGAAAUAUUUGCUACAUAUGAAAUAAGUGGGCGAAAAUGGUUCUUAUAGAUAUAUUUACAUCUGCACUUAGUAAUGGAUAAAUAGCUUUUCAUUUAAGUUCAGGACAUAUUUGUGAUUAUUUCUGUAACUUGUAUGUAUUCCACAUUUCAAAUUCCAUCUAUAGAAAUGUGUCUCAUUUAUUGAUGUGUCUGUAUUAGGUAUGAAAGUCUUCAAGCCCUGGAUUCUGUGUAUGUAUAUCUGAGGUGUGGGUGUGUGACAGAGGGAUUUGACCUGAUACAUGUUGUGGGUCGAAAUUGUAUUUGUAAAAUAAAAUUAAAGAUUAUAUUCUAAUGACA
Mugil cephalus (flathead mullet) is the source of this 4184-nucleotide messenger RNA. RefSeq names its product CAP-Gly domain-containing linker protein 4-like. Lineage: Eukaryota; Metazoa; Chordata; Actinopteri; Mugiliformes; Mugilidae. The transcript has 16 exons. The coding region runs from base 120 to 2375 and encodes 751 amino acids. Gene Ontology annotation, biological process: cytoplasmic microtubule organization. Gene Ontology annotation, cellular component: cytoplasm; microtubule plus-end; nucleus. The record is from RefSeq and is a predicted model, not a curated record. Gene Ontology annotation, molecular function: microtubule plus-end binding.